ACCCUCAAGCAAUAAAUACUAGCCAUAAACUCCGUAACCAAAUUCAACUCCAAUUCCAAUUCCAAUUCCAAUUCCAAACCCACAGAAUGAGAAACCCAACCGCCAAAUUCCACCACCACCACCACCGCCGCCGCCACCUCCUCCUCCUCUUCCUCUUCCUCCUCCUAGUCGCCGCUGGAAAAUUCCAAUUCUACAAAUUUGCCGACGCAGCUCAGCGGAAGAUCCACAUUACGGACGAUCUGGACGACGUCGUCGACGACGAAGAGGACGACGAGUGGAGAGAAUGGGGCACGGUGAAGGCCCGACCCGACUUCGACCCGCCCCCCACCGACUUCACCAAGAUGCAGGAGCAAAAUAUCAAGGGCCCUGUUUUCGGAUUCGUUAAACUCCGACCCGGAAAUCGUCGGACUUCGGAGAUGGUAUCAGAAAUAGCCAUGAAAUGGACCAAGGUGGCAAGAACCGGAGCAACUGAAGCCAGGUUCAGCACCGUUGAUCUCAGCACACUAAUGUUCACCAUGCCCAAAGCUCUAAAUGUUUUCGAGUUAAAGGAAUACCUGUUGAGCCAACCAGAGGCUUAUGAGAUCAAGAUAGGCGAUCAGCUCUUCAGAAGACCUGGGGAUCCUACGUUCGAUGAAGUUUUUCGCAAGCUCCAGAUGGAGAAGGCUGAAAGCUCUGAUUCCACGCCCAACGACGAGCUUUAACAACAGAAUUACUACUCUCUUACUAGAUGACUGAAUAUUCUUGUAUGACUCAUUUCAUCUUCACUUUCUUGUAAAAUGUUUACAUUUUCAAUUGUACAACACUUUCCUCUAUUUCUGUCAAAACUGCAGAUAUCUUAACGUGGUUAAUAAACUGUUUCUAUUCAGUGA
Messenger RNA from Salvia hispanica, 869 nucleotides. The record is from RefSeq and is a predicted model, not a curated record. NCBI's taxonomy places the organism in Eukaryota, Viridiplantae, Streptophyta, Magnoliopsida, Lamiales, Lamiaceae.